Molecule: messenger RNA, 2982 nt
Organism: Corythoichthys intestinalis (scribbled pipefish)
Lineage: Eukaryota; Metazoa; Chordata; Actinopteri; Syngnathiformes; Syngnathidae
Product: F-box/WD repeat-containing protein 7-like
Exons: 13
Coding region: 145-1863 (572 amino acids)
Molecular function (GO): protein binding
Source: RefSeq, a predicted model, not a curated record
CGCCGCAUUUGCGCGUUCUCGCCUGUGCGCGUCCCCUUGGCUGCGACGUCACGCCCGCUGUUGACGUGACGACCGCCAGCGCGAGGAGGCUGUGGGUGCUCCGCGGGGGCUCGUGCGGUCUUGGUCGGUGGGCUUCGAGCGGCCAUGGGCUUCUACGGGACCUUGAAGCUCAUCUUCAACAAGGUGAAGAGGAAGCUCGAUCACGUUCCUGAGGGUCGGCCGUUUUCAUCCGGGAAGAAGCAGUGCCGAGGCGAUGCUUACUUCAGUCCGUCCGACGCGGUCCAGAGCCCACCUGCCACCUUUGGGGAGUUGCGACUGGCCAACGGGCAUUCGGCUCAACGGCGGCGCGUCACCUCGGGCCCGCCCCCUUGCGGCCUGCAAGACUGGCUUCGCACGUUUCAGGCGUGGAGCGUUCCCGAGAGGUUGCUUGCGCUCGACCAGUUGAUCGACAGAUGUGAAACGGGGCAGGUCAAGCAUGUUAUGCAGCUCAUUGAACCGCAGUUCCAGAGGGACUUCAUCUCCCUGCUGCCGAAAGAGCUGGCUCUCUACGUGCUCAACUUCCUAGCGCCGCGAGACCUGCUGCAGGCUGCCCAGACCUGCAGGUACUGGAGGAUCUUGGCUGAAGACAACCUGCUAUGGAGAGAGAAGUGCCGUGAAGAAGGCGUGUCCGAGUUCUCAUCACCCCGGCGCAGGAAGUGCGUCAGGUCCGGCGCGGCGCUGGGCACGUGGAAGUCGACGUACAUCCGUCAACAUCGCAUCGAGAGCAACUGGAGGAACGGAGACGCACGGCAGGCAAAGGUGCUGAAAGGUCACGACGACCAUGUGAUCACGUGUCUCCAGUUCAGCGGCGACCUCAUCGUCAGCGGUUCUGAUGACAACACGCUCAAAGUGUGGUCAGCCAUAACUGGCAAGUGCUUGCGUACCCUGACGGGCCACACGGGCGGCGUGUGGUGCAGUCAGAUGGCGGUCACCACAGUGAUCAGCGGCUCCACCGACCGGACGCUGCGGGUGUGGGAUGCCGACAGCGGAGAAUGCGUCCACACUCUUUACGGGCACACGUCCACCGUGCGCUGCAUGCAUCUCCACGGCAACCGUGUGGUGUCGGGGUCACGGGACACGACCCUGCGCAUGUGGGACUUGGCGAGCGGUCGCUGCGAGCAUGUGCUGACAGGCCACGUGGCGGCGGUGCGCUGCGUCCAGUACGACGGUCGACGCGUGGUGUCAGGGGGCUAUGACUACAUGGUGAAAGUGUGGGACCCCCAAACGGAGGCCUGUCUCCACACUUUGCAGGGACACACCAACCGGGUGUAUUCACUACAGUAUGACGGCGUUUUUGUGGUGAGUGGCUCGCUGGAUACGUCUAUCCGGGUUUGGGACGCAGAAACAGGUGGAUGUAUCCAUACGCUGACGGGCCACCAGUCCUUGACCAGCGGGAUGGAGCUUCGGGACCGCAUCUUGGUAUCUGGGAACGCCGACUCCACAGUUCGUGUAUGGGAUAUCCGAACGGGACGUUGUCUGCACACCCUGCAAGGUCCCAACAAGCACCGGUCGGCGGUGACGUGCCUGCAGUUCUGCCGGGGUCUGGUCCUGUCCAGUUCGGAUGAUGGCACAGUCAAACUGUGGGACCUCCGUACGGGUGCUUGGCUGCGUGACGUGGUGGCGCUGCAGAGCUGUGGAUCUGGUGGCGUGGUUUGGCGCAUCAAGGCGUCAGACACCAGGCUUGUUUGCGCGGCCGGCAGCAGGGUCGGAACCGAGGAGACCAAACUGCUGGUGCUUGACUUCGACCUUGAGGAGCGGCAAACGGAUAAGAAGACACCGACCGAGUCGGACAAAGAUGACGUCGGGGAGGAUUUGAUUUGCUAGGAUGUUUGACAUCCAUCAGUGCACGCUUUAACGGGAUCGUUACCCCGAUUUGUGGCCCCGCAAAAACUGCAGAUGAGUGUUUUCACUGGAACCCGAAAUGAUCAUCACAAGAUGACAAACCGUACCCAACCCCCGCCAGAUAUGAAGCUAAACGCGUGUAUGCGAGAUGAUGUAAGAUAGUGUAAAAACAAGAGAAGGAUGUACAUAUUGUGCUUUUGCUAAGCUAACACUAGCCGGGUUUAAAUGGAAGACCUCUGGUCUGGAUUGGACAUCUGUUGCCGUCAAAAAUUGUUCUUCCUCUGGCCAAGAUGCACCAUCCCACGUGCGUGAUUUCGAGAGACAGCGAGAACCAAAAGUGGCAUUUGCCAUGUGGCAAAAUGGAUUUUGCCAUGUGGCUUUUUUUUUUGCUAUUUGGCAGAAUGGAUUUUGCCAUGUGGCACCUUUUUGCCAUGUGGCAUUUUUUUGCCAUGUGCCAAAAUGGAUUUUGCCAUGUGGCAGAAUUGAUUUUGCCAUGUGGCAUUUUUUUGCCAUGUGGCGUUUUUUUUGCAUGUGGCAAAAUGGAUUUUGCCAUGUGGCACCUUUCUGCCAUGUGGCAAAGUUGAUUUUGCCCUGUGGCAAAAUGGAUUUUGCCCUGUGGCAAAAUGGAUUUUGGAAAAUUUGGAUGUGCAUAGCCGUCAAUGGCAUAGCCUGAAUUGGUUUCCAGAGGAAUGUCAAUGUGCUGUAAUGCUAAGUGGUAUGUACAAAAAUCACAGCCACACGUUUUCUGCCAUUUAAUAUGAAUGGAAAAUUUGGACGUCCGUAGCCGUCAAUGGCAAAGCCUGAGUGGGGUGCCAGUUGAAUCUCAAUGCGCUGUAAUGGUAAGUGGAUGGCCAAAAAUCACAGCCACAUGUUUUUCUGCCAUUUAAUACAGAUUGAAAAUUUGGACGCACACACCUGUCAAUGACAUACAUUGACUCGGGUGUCAGCAGAAUGUCAAUGCGCUGUAAUGCUAAGUGGAUGUUCAAAAAUCACAGUCACGCGUUUUUUUGCCAUUUAAAAUGAAUGGAAAAUUUGGACGUGCAUAGCCAUCAAUGGCAUCAACGUGCAUGGCCCUUAAAACUGCCAUAUACCCCCCAAAAA